CACAGGAUCGAACCUGUCAACAACUACGGUUUCACUUUGUGACGGAAAUGCACAAACUAGAUUCUUGCCCGAAUUUAGCCGGAAUCUGACAGAGGCGGGACUGAAAUUCAGAUCGUGUAGCCCUCAGAUACCAACUCUCCGUCGCCUCACACCUGGAAUCAGGGUCGAUGCUGUCAUUAUCUUCUUUGUUAAUUUGGGCCAACAAAAUAAAAAACAUCUAAAUAUGGUGCCUUCUGGAAGAAAACAUGCAGGGAAAUCUGGGAAGACAUCAAUGGAGGAUCAGGUUGUAAGAGCCUUUGACUUUGAGAAGGAAGAUAAAAAAGAUCUGAGUGGUUCAGAGGAGGAUGUUACCGAAGGGAAGACUCCAGUAAUUGAGAAGCAUGGGAAGAAAAGGACUUCUGCAGCAGUGUUUGAAGAUAUGGGGGGUGAAGUACAAAAUAUGCUGGAAAGAUUUGGAGCUGACAUUAACAAGGCUCUUCUUGCCAAGAGAAAAAGACUAGAAUUGUAUACCAAAGCUUCUCUCAAAACUAGUAACCAGAAAAUUGAACAUGUUUGGAAAACCCAGCAAGAGCAAAGGCAGAAGCUUAACCAAGAAUAUUCUCAGCAAUUUCUGACUUUGUUUCAGCAGUGGGAUAUAGAUGUGCAGAAAGCUGAGGAACAAGAAGAAAAACUAGCUAACAUGUUUCGACAGCAACAAAAGGUUUUUCAACAAUCUAGAAUUGUUCAGAGCCAGAGACUGAAAACAAUUAGACAGUUAUAUGAGCAGUUCAUAAAGAGUAUGGAGGACUUGGAGAAGAAUCACGAUAGUCUACUUACUGGUGCACAAAAUGAACUUAGAAAAGAAAUGGCUAUGUUGCAAAAAAAAAUUAUGAUGGAAACUCAGCAGCAAGAGAUGGCAAGUGUUCGAAAGUCUCUUCAGUCCAUGUUAUUCUGAUGACUCUUUGAAGGAAGAACUUGAACCUAAGUAAUAUGAUACAAUUACAACAUUAGCUAAGAGGCAUGUAAUUCUUUUAGAGUGGUUUAAAAAUUCUAGUUUAAAAUACAUCGUGUUAAAUGUUAGCUUAAGUGCAAGACCCUUCCUUCUGUUAACCUUCAGAUAAAGCUGAGCAGUUAUGUGAGUCCAGAUCUUUAAUAGUAAUAGUGAAUUUUUC
Molecule: messenger RNA, 1151 nt
Organism: Lontra canadensis (Northern American river otter)
Lineage: Eukaryota; Metazoa; Chordata; Mammalia; Carnivora; Mustelidae
Gene: SYCP3
Product: synaptonemal complex protein 3
Exons: 9
Coding region: 224-934 (236 amino acids)
Biological process (GO): spermatid development; meiotic cell cycle
Cellular component (GO): synaptonemal complex
Source: RefSeq, a predicted model, not a curated record